AUGGCGCUCAAGUCUACCAAGGGACACUCGACACCAGCCGGAGGAGACGAGAGCUUGCUGCUGGCAAAUAACGUACCUACAUCCGCCCCGGCCUCGAAUGCCGCCUCGUCCAACCGCAAGUCAUACCACACCACGCUCUCCAAUACUCUUGCCAGCCUGGAUAUGAACGCGGAGACUAAGUACGACUUGAGGGACGAGGAUCUGAAGGAGCUGCAGGAGCUCGGACAGGGGAACGGAGGCAGCGUGAAGAAGGUGGAGCAUGUGCCAACACACACUACCAUGGCUAAGAAGAUCGUCCUCAUAGAUGCCAAGCCCUCAGUCCGCAAACAAAUCCUCCGCGAGCUCCAGAUUAUGCAUGACUGUCAUUCCGAAUACAUCAUCUCUUUCUAUGGCGCCUUCCUUUCAGACCCAAAUAUCUGCAUAUGCAUGGAAUUCUCGGACAAGGGCUCCUUAGACGGCAUCUACAAACGAAUAGGACCCAUCGAUGUCGAGGUCGUCGCUAAAGUCGCCCUCGCUGUCCUUGAAGGUCUUACCUAUCUGUACGAUGUCCAUCGCAUCAUUCAUCGCGGCAUGUCUCCCACUCUUCUUGCCGACAUCAAGCCCUCAAAUAUCCUGUUCAAUUCCAAGGGACAAAUCAAGAUCUGUGACUUUGGCGUCUCUGGCGAGCUCAUCAACUCUAUCGCCGACACCUUCGUCGGCACAUCUACCUACAUGAGCCCCGAGCGUAUUCAGGGCGCGCAAUAUACCGUCAAAUCAGAUGUCUGGUCCCUCGGCAUCUCUCUCAUUGAACUCGCUCUCGGCCGCUUUCCCUUCUCCGAUUCCGUGUCAGACGACGACUCUGACCUCUCCGACUUCGAGGGCACCCUUUCGCCAUCUAGGCCCCAUCCCCUCGGCCUCCCGCCUCCAAAAUCUAAGGCGUCGAAGAAGGACAAGGAGAAGGAGGCGAAGAAAAACAAGCGGAAGAGUAAGGGUCAUAUUGUGAACGAACCGGCCCCGAGGUUGACUCCAGAGGGGAGGUUCCCAAAGAUGGCAGAGCACUUUGUGGAUGGGUGUUUGUUGAAGGAUCCGGAACUAAGACAGACACCGAAAGAUCUUCUGAAACACGAAUGGAUAGAAAGCGCCAAGUCAUCGACAUUUGAUCUGGAGGCCUGGGCCAGCACUUUUUGA
This is a messenger RNA of Stereum hirsutum FP-91666 SS1, 1167 nucleotides long. RefSeq names its product kinase. The record is from RefSeq and is a predicted model, not a curated record. NCBI's taxonomy places the organism in Eukaryota, Fungi, Basidiomycota, Agaricomycetes, Russulales, Stereaceae. The coding region runs from base 1 to 1167 and encodes 388 amino acids. Gene Ontology annotation, biological process: protein phosphorylation. The transcript is spliced from 6 exons. Gene Ontology annotation, molecular function: protein kinase activity; ATP binding.